AAGGGGUGGAGGGGUUGGAGGGCUACAUGGCAUGGUCUGAGGUGGAAGGAAGGUUGUGCAAAGUGAGGGGGCUAUGAGCUUUUGGCAAUCAUGGGAUUGCCCAUGAUGAUCCCCUUAGGCAUUUCCGAGUAGCCACCUAAGUACCUACCUAAGCCAUCUAAGUACCUUCAGCUAGCUGGGCUCUCCAGGACGGGAGUGGGGUCUAGUGGUUAGAGACGGGGGAGCUGGGACCCAGGACUCCUGGGUUCUCUCCCCAGGUCUGGGAGGGGAGUGGGAGUCUAGUGGGUUAGAGCAGGAAGUUGGCUGUGGUGCUGUCCUUUGGGCUUCUGCUUCCACCUUUGAGUAUUUGGGCGGGACUCCUGCGUUCUGUUCAUGCAGCGAUCCCUCCCAGAAUAGGUGGAGCUGAAUCUGAUCCGGGAAAGGGCAGGGAGCCAGCUAUGUGGGAAGGUGUUGAUGUCUUGGGAGUAGCUCUGGGAUUUCACUUCUGGCUUCAGCUUCUCCUUCUCUGGCUGUUUGGCUCGGGUGUGCCCCUGUGCUGAAGGAAGCAACUCGGGUCCUCCACCCCCAGGCACGGAGCCAGCAGCCUGGAACGAUAGAGGAUCCUUGGACAAAGGAGAGAAGAGAUUGGUGAUAGAGACUGGUAGAAGAGAGAAUAUCAGAAAAAGAUGUUGAUCAUUGUCUCCACGCUGGUGAGCCUGCUGCACCCGGUGCUGUCGGCCAUGUCGGGGGCUCUGCGGUGGCAGGGCCUGGAGCACUGGUUCUUCCUGCUGGGUCUGCGCUUGCUGGCCCUGUACUUCGCCAGUUCGCCGUGGGAGAGCGCGCGGGAUGAUCUGGCGUGUGCCUGGAACCGCAGCCAGGAGGAGGAGAACCGGCGCUUCUGCACCUCCGUCUGCUACAACCGCCACUUCCUGGACCCCGUCACGGCCACCUGGGGCUUCUCCUUCCUCAUCGCCCUGCUCCCCAUCACCAUCAUGAGAAUGCUGUACCCCCAGGAAGAUUGUCAGGGCCAGGGGGGGCAGGAGGACAUGGCAUCGACCAGAUCCAACGUGGCUGCUGGGCACAGGUUGGUGGGAGAAUCCAACAUGGCCACUAAACCCAAGCUGGCAGGGGAAUCCAACCCGGCUGCUAAAUCCAAUAUGGCUGCCGAGCCCAGGCCGGUGGGAGACUCCAACAUGGCCGCCACCCCAAAACUGGUUGACACGACCAACAUGGCUCCCAAAGACAACACGGUUGGCCUGAGUGGUGUGACCGGGCCGCCGGCAGGACCCAACAUGGCUGCCCAGCCGCCCUGGUGUGCCGGCGUCAUCACCGUGUGCAUCGCUGUGCUGCUGGCCACGGAGGUCGGAUUCCUGUGGGCCCUGCUGGCCCGGCAGCUGCCCAUGGUAUCAGAGCCCACCUUCCCCUGCUUCCCCGGCACCCCGGCCUGCCCCCCUGUCCUUGAGUGCACCAUAUGGGGCCAGGCCGACAAGCGCAUGGCGCUGGGCUCCCUGGCCCUCACCGCCUGCGUCAGCAUCCUGGUCUGCCUGGGCUCUGGGGGUGUGUGGCUAGGCCGGGCCACCUGUUGCCGUGGGAGACAGGAUGGGGAGCAGGCCCCAGAGUGGGGACAGAUGAGGGAAGGGAGCGGGUGUUGGAAGGAAACAGGGCGAGACUUGGAAGUGAAUUCAAAAGAUGACUAG
Messenger RNA from Chrysemys picta bellii (western painted turtle), 1676 nucleotides. RefSeq lists its product as uncharacterized. The record is from RefSeq and is a predicted model, not a curated record. NCBI's taxonomy places the organism in Eukaryota, Metazoa, Chordata, Testudines, Emydidae.